Molecule: messenger RNA, 2529 nt
Organism: Colletotrichum orchidophilum
Lineage: Eukaryota; Fungi; Ascomycota; Sordariomycetes; Glomerellales; Glomerellaceae
Exons: 2
Coding region: 1-2529 (842 amino acids)
Biological process (GO): DNA-templated transcription; regulation of DNA-templated transcription
Molecular function (GO): zinc ion binding; DNA-binding transcription factor activity, RNA polymerase II-specific; DNA binding
Source: RefSeq, a predicted model, not a curated record
AUGUCAUCGUCCUUGGCCGACCAGGAGCCGCAGCCAGAAGAGCUGCAGCAGCAGACGGAUCAUCAGCCCGACCCUCAUUCCGACCCCCCCGCAUCGCCGACUGCUUCCCAGCAAGCCACUGCCCACGCGUAUGCCAGCAAUGGACUCCAGGUCCUUCAAGCUGCCUCGGAUGCAGCUGCCGCGGCCGCCAUCCAGCAUGUCCAGCAUCAUCUGAGCACUGCCGCCGCUGCUGUCACCGCCGCCGACGAGCAGCAGAUACAUCAACAGCAGCACGAUGCCCAGCCUAUCGAAGAGCAGCAGCAGCAACAACAACAACAACAGCUGGAGCAGGAGCAGCUGGCGAUACCCUCAGCUGUCGAGCAGGACCAAGUCCAGCAUCAACAACAACUACAACACCAGCCUCCGCCUCCUCCGCACACCCCGUCCCAGGCGCCGCCUCACCACCUUCCUCCACAGGCCACCCAUACCUCAACAGUCGCAGGCCCUCCGCCUGUGUCUCCCCUAGUUGCCAAUGGCCCACUCGGUGCCGUGUCGCAGAGCGCCAUGUCCGCCUUCCCUCACGCCUUCGCCGCCCCGAUGCCGUCCAUGCCACGAGACCCGACCGUCAACCCGAAGCUGACCCGCCUCCGACGCGCCUGUGACAUGUGCUCCCAACGCAAGGUCAAGUGCGAUGAGUCUGGUCCGCCGUGUAGACCAUGCUCCGAACUCAACGUCGAAUGCACCUUCAACCGAGAACUGAAAAGGCGAGGACCCCCGAAUAAGCACGCCGAGGCUGCCAGGGCCGCUCGAAGGCAGAGGAUCGAGCCUGGCCUAUCGCCUGGCCUGUCGCCUGCCACGGCUGCCUUCACCUCGUAUGGCGCCGCCGUUACGCCCUCACCAUCACCCCACAACGCUGCCCAGGCCCUCGUGUCCAUAGCAGAGGGACCAGGACGUUUGGAUGCCGAGAACAUCGCCCCCUUACCCAUCCUCGAGCUCUUGAUCGACGACUUCUUCACCUACAUCCAUCCGCUCGCCCCCUUUCCACACGAACCGACCUUCAGGCACUCCUUUGCCAACAGAGAGGACAGGACGAACCCCGAGUUCCUCGGUCUGUUGUCCGCCAUGAUUGCCGCUCUAGUGUCUUCCUUCCCCCGGAGUGCCCGGCAGCAUCUCAAGACGCAGCACAGCACUCACCUAUUCCCGAGGGCGAUAGUCAUGAUUGAGAAAUGUCGAGAUAUUGCCUUGGAUACGCGAGGAGCGCGCUGGGCACUGAAGCAGAAGACGUUGGAUGAUGCCGCUACCAGCUACUUUCUCGGACUCGCGGCAGGCUACACGUUCCAGGUGAACCGCUUCCGCUACUUCAUGUCCGAGUGUCUAUCUCUCAUUCGAGAGCUUGGCUUUCACCGGCCAAAACAUCCCCAUGAGCUCCCCACCUUUGGCAACGACAACUGCUCGUCCGACCCCCUCCCUUUCCACCAUAUCAAGGAUCAGAUCGGCAAGCGCAUCUUUUGGUGUCUUCUGCUCGGCGUCAGGUCAUUUUCGCAACUAGGUGCCUCGCAUGCCGACUUGGUCAUCGCCCCUUCGACCCCCGGAUUGCCAUAUCCGGCCCUGCCCGAGAAUGUCGAUGAUCUGUACAUCAUGGCCAACGAAAUCGUCUUUCCACCGGAAAGCUCCGUCACCCUCCUCACUGGUUUCCGAUUUGCCGUCGACAUUUACACCACCAUGAACGCCAUUGUCAGCGUUGAGCUCGUUUACGGGAUGAGCACGCUUCCGUGGCUCGAUCAAAGGUCUCUGCUGAGAGAUGCUCUCAUCGCCGCCAAGGACAUCAUCGACCGACUCCCGCCGGAACUUCAGCUCAGUGCCUCUCACGACCAAUCGAGCGGCUUUGGCACCCUUGAAGAUGCCGACCUCCAAUACGUGCCUCCCGCCUACCCCAACAGCCAGCCUCCCAACGAUGUUCGCAAUGUGAUUAAGAACCACCCCCAACGCCGACGGCAGCUUCAGUACGAGAUUCAAAAGGCCAACAUCUACAUUUCUCAAUUGGCUACGCGCUCAUUUUACGUCGAGCUGUACUUCAACUUACGCGACGUCCACAUGUCCGAUCCGAAUAAAGAGGAGCAGGUUGGGGAAAGCGCCGAAGAACAAGCCGCCAAGGGGGCCGAGGAUGCAGACGAGGCCCGAGUCUUUGAGCUAAUGACGGCUGAGCGGGAGCUUAUCGUACAAAAUCUACUCCACGUCUUGGGCUCCAUCUCGCAACGCAACCUCGAGCCCAACGGCGGGUCUCUCAUCAACAAGGUUCGGCAGGUUGCUUCGACCCUUCUGAACGACGCCCCAGAGCGAAAAGGUCCGGUGGCUAUGAAGUCAGAGGAAGCGCUUGUGAAGCUUAUCGACGUCCUCCUCAAGCUUGAAGGAACUGGCCCGAGCGGCAGCAGCAUGGCCGGGGAGAAUAUGACACCGCACGAUGAAGAAGAGGAGAUGCGCAAUUGGGCUCAUCUGCGGGACUAUCAACAGCGUUUUGCUGCGCAGGGUGGUUUUGCUGGAAACAUUUGA